This is a messenger RNA of Penicillium longicatenatum, 2391 nucleotides long. Its product is annotated as putative phospholipase A2 (PlaA). The coding region runs from base 1 to 2391 and encodes 796 amino acids. The transcript has a single exon. Gene Ontology annotation, molecular function: A2-type glycerophospholipase activity. Gene Ontology annotation, cellular component: cytosol. The record is from RefSeq and is a predicted model, not a curated record. NCBI's taxonomy places the organism in Eukaryota, Fungi, Ascomycota, Eurotiomycetes, Eurotiales, Aspergillaceae. Gene Ontology annotation, biological process: glycerophospholipid catabolic process.
AUGGGUGCUGCAAGCGCCUCACGUCUGCGCUGGACAGUACCCCCAGCGGCAAUUGCGGCUUAUACUGCGGGUCAAUGGACGCAGCCUAGCAGGCGUCCCCAGAAAACCAACUUCUCCACAUCUUCUACUCAUCACGACGCCAAUUCAAAGUCUCGGAGCCAUUCCUCGGGCGAAAAUGAUCCACAGACGACUGAGAAUCAAGGAUCCGUUUGGGCGAAUAUUGUACAGAAACUUGAUGAAGUGAAACAUACUGUUGGGGUACCAGAGUGGGGUGAACUAGGGGGAGGCAUUACAAACUACAUUGUCCCCGAUUGGGCGCGAUUGCUACCAGCGACAGUCCAGAAGCUCCAGCGUGAGCUUUCAGUGGCACCUGGGUCUCUGGCCGACGAAAUUUGGAAGGAAGCACAUGAUCCAGACGCCAAUCCAGAGAUCCUGAAAAAUGCCAAGGUGCGGGUGAGCGGAGACCUCUGUCAGGAAGAGAAAGAAUUUCGAAACAAAAGACAGCAGCAUGCCGUCAAAGCACUGGCAUCAUAUCUUAAUCUCUCCGAAGGCGACAUUCAUCCUGACGAUGUACCCGUGAUCGCCAUGUGCGGGUCCGGUGGUGGACUACGGGCCCUAGUUGCCGGGACUGGGUCAUAUCUAGCUGCACAGGAGUCUGGCCUGUGGGAUUGUGUCACCUACACUGCAGGAGUCAGUGGUAGCUGUUGGCUGCAAACUCUAUACCAUUCCUCAAUCUCAGGUAGGAAUUUUGAUAAGCUCGUCGACCAUCUGAAAAGCCGGCUGGAUGUACACAUUGCUUUCCCGCCAAAAGCGCUGAACCUCCUUACCACUGCCCCAACCAACAAGUACCUCCUUGGUGGGUUGGUUGAGAAACUCAAGGGGGACCCUGGCGCAGAUUUUGGGCUUGUCGACAUAUAUGGUCUCCUGCUUGCGGCACGGCUGAUGGUUCCUCGAGGAGAACUGGGUGUAUUAGACUCUGAUCUCAAGUUAUCCAGCCAACAAGCAAACCUUCUCAGUGGCGAGCAUCCUAUGCCUAUAUACACCGCUGUGCGACAUGAAAUUCCCAUGAUUGAGGAUAAUGACGAGGGCAAGCGUGCGAUGCCCGAGGAGAUGAUGAGGAAAGCAAACCGCGAAGCUUGGUUCCAGUGGUUUGAGUUCACACCGUACGAGUUCUUUUGUGAGGAACUCAAUGCCGGUAUUCCGACCUGGGCUUUAGGACGACACUUCCAAGGUGGAGAGAGUCAAAUAUCCCCCGGGAACUUUCCCAUCCCCGAAUUACGGGUUCCAGGUUUAAUGGGAAUAUGGGGAAGUGCCUUUUGCGCAACUCUGUCUCAUUACUACAAAGAAAUCCGGCCUCUGGUGGCAGGUCUUACCGGAUUCGGUGGAAUCGAUUCUCUUAUCCAAGGCAAAAAUAAAGAUUUGAUCCGAGUCCACCCUAUUGACCCGGCCACCAUUCCCAAUUACGUGAUGGGAAUGAAAGAUCAACUGCCUGACUCGUGCCCGGAGUCCAUCUUCCAGAGCAGUCAUCUUCGUCUUAUGGAUGCUGGCAUGAGCAACAACCUUCCGAUCUACCCGCUUCUCAGACCAGGACGAGAUGUUGACAUUGUUGUCGCCUUUGAUGCGUCUGCCGACAUCAAACGUGAGAACUGGCUUUCGGUCGUAGACGGUUAUGCCAAGCAGCGCGGAAUCAAGGGCUGGCCUGUGGGCGCUGGAUGGCCCCAAAAGGGUGACAGCCUGGAAGCCACAGAAGAAGCCCUGCGUGAGCCACAGAAUAUCACAGAGGACAAAGUAAACCGGAAGAUGACCGAAGUCCAAAACAAAUUUGAAAAUCGGCUCGACUCCUCAAAAAAUACCGGUUCUGGCAAGGACGAGUCCGACCUAGACUAUUGUAAUGUUUGGGUUGGCACGACAGAGGAACGGACCUCCAAGGACGAACCGCCGCCAUCCAAGCGUCUUUUCUACCGCGAGAAUGCCACCGAUCACUCCGACGAAGACUUCCACCUUAUGCGGCCAGAUGCUGGUAUCGCCGUGGUCUACUUCCCUCUCAUCCCCAACCCAUCGGCCCCUCAACUUCCACCUGUUAAUAACAACCGACCUCUUGCGGCUGCCCAUUCUAUCCAGUCCCAAGCCAAGGACGAAGAAGAGAAGGGCCCGACACCUCACCCUAAUACCAUUGACCCUGAUGUGGACGACUUCUUGUCUACCUGGAACUUCGUCUACACCCCUGAACAAAUUGACUCGGUUGUGGGGUUGGCGAAAGCCAAUUAUUCCGAGGGUGAUGAACAGGUGCGCCGAGUUGUUCGCGCAGUCUAUGAGCGCCGAAAAGCUGAUCGAUUGCGUCGAGAGGAAGAAGAGACGCGCAAACGUAUGGAGGGAUUUGUACCCCUAUAG